CCUCGAAGCAUUCCCAAGUCCAGGCAUCAAUCCACUUCAUACAUUUCGGAAACCAUGACUACCGAACCUCUUCCCUCAUCGCAGCCAGGCCAAGCUGCCAACCAAACAAGCUCUCCAAUGGCGCCUGCUGCCCCAGCUUCCCCCAAGGCCUCAUCAAACCGUUCCGCAACUACGGUCGCAGCCCAAGGCCAAGGGCCGGACAGCAUCACGUCUGUAGCUCCUGUGGAUGCCGCUGCCAAUGCCUACGCCAAGGACCAAAUUCUAGAAGCCACCACCCUCAACGGUGAUGACCCUCUGGAUCUUGGAAGGCACAAGCGGCCCGAUGUCACCCAAAGACAGAUGAAGCUUGACCAUCCAGAGGCCAACAAGCGCCGCAUGAAGAAGUUCUACACUCGCCAGAACACCCUCAUUGACCAAUUCCUCCAGAGCGGUGACGAGGAGCGCUUGGCCGCUAUCGACACCAUGGAAAAUGGUCCCAAGGUCAAGUUUGCCGUGAAUGCCUCGUUCAUUGUGAAUUUUUGCUUGUUCAUCAUUCAAAUGUAUGCUGCCAUCUCCACCGGUUCGCUGUCUCUCUUCGCUACUGCUGCGGAUGCCUUCAUGGAUCUUGUCUCAUCCGUCGUUAUGCUUGUCACUUCGCGCCUGGCCGCACGGCCAAGCGUCUACAAGUACCCUGUCGGCCGUACUCGCAUCGAAACGAUCGGCAUUAUUAUGUUUUGCUGUCUCAUGACAACGGUAGCCAUCCAGUUGAUCAUUGAGUCUGGGCGAACCUUGGGAGGAGGGGAAAAAGACCACGAGCAACUUCACAUCAUCCCUAUUGUCUUUGUCGGCGUCGCAAUCUUCUCCAAAGGUGUACUUUGCGUCUACUGUUACUUGUUCCGCCGUUAUCCCUCUGUGCACGUCUUCUUUGUGGACCAUCGCAAUGACAUUGUUGUCAACGCAUUCGGUCUCACCAUGUCCAUUAUCGGAAGCCGCGUCGUCUGGUACCUCGAUCCCAUUGGCGCCAUUCUCAUUGGUCUCCUGAUUCUGUUCUCAUGGGCCGCUAACGCCUUCGAACACAUUUGGCUCCUGGUGGGCAAGUCUGCCCCCAAAGAGUUCAUCUCCAAACUCAUCUAUCUUGUCGUCACUCACGACACACGGAUCUCCAAGGUUGAUACAUGCCGCGCUUACCAUGCUGGGCAAAACUAUUACGUAGAAGUGGAUAUCGUCAUGGAUGAAGAGCUGCCUCUCAAGAUCACCCACGAUGUCAGCCAAUCGUUGCAGAGAAAACUUGAGGGUCUCGCAGAUGUCGAGCGUGCUUAUGUACAUGUGGAUUAUGAGAACGAGCACGACAUCCACGAAGAACACAAGCCUCUGUACGAAGUAACCGAAAGUCGGUCGAUCAGACAGCGUGUCAAAGAACUACUUUCCAGAAAAAAGGAGGAAACAUCAUAAGGCAGGGCUCGUGACUGACAGAACCAUAGCCUGCAAUGCAGAUUGUUUUGACAUCUCGCCUGCACGUUGCUGCUGUCUGGUCCACAUUUGACCAGCUCUUUAAUAUUUAUCCAUGACUCCCACGCCAGGAGCCAUUCUUGCAUCUUUCAUUCAUAUUAUUGUAUCCAUAGAAAAGUUCUGCAUUCUCAUUUGGUUGAUACCUGAGUGCCUGGAACUCAUAGCUAGGCACCGCAUCCGGACCCAUAUACGUAAAUACACGAUUUCAAAUGUUUAUCAGUGCCGCAUUCACACCGUACCUACACUCUUACAUCCGCUCCCCCGAUUCCCGUUCAUUGUCGCGUCAAGUUUCGCUGUCCGCAUUUUCAUUCAGUUGGGUCACCUCAUCGGCAGAAACGGAAUCCACACUGGUGCACUUAUUCGUAGCACAUACUUGGAGAGGUCACAUCGACGACUCUAGAUGUCUUGAGUGAGUGUGUGUAGAGGUGGAGAUUGUUUCAGUUUCUGACUCUUCGCUCCACACUCUGCGGAUGGCCGGCAAUGCCCAGAACAGUCAUUGUAUCAGCAAUAGGCACGGUGCAAUCGCUCGUCAACCGUCCCACCUUCAACACCCGCUUUUUGUGUACAAUCAGUAUAGCCUCGAGGGCUGUUCGUUUCUUUCCAGUAGAGGCAAGGGGAACCGCUUCUUGUGUUUUGAAGACGAAACUCCUUCAGCUUCCCCACAUUC
Periconia digitata is the source of this 2155-nucleotide messenger RNA. NCBI's taxonomy places the organism in Eukaryota, Fungi, Ascomycota, Dothideomycetes, Pleosporales, Periconiaceae. The record is from the annotation of a GenBank genome assembly.